GGGACGCAUCUGUUUAGUGACACUGUGCAGUCACAUGUAGGUUUCGAGCUGCAUUUCUGUGUCUGAAGCCACCUGUGACGGCGCUUACACAGCUGUCUUCAUUGGGCAGAGUCUGCCAUAUGAGUGGUGUAUUCGUUGAACCGUGGAGAAAACAGGUAAAGGUUACUAGGAUUUUGUCGGCGCUUUGUGGGUGGCUCAUUGGGAAAUCGGUGUAUGUAUACAUAAAUAUCUUCACCUAGCAACUACAUACAACACGCGAAGAACUGGGUGGGUAAUACAACUCACUGGUACAUGCUGUAGCAUCGUGGGGUAUAGUGCAAUGUAUUGACAGAUUAAAUAAAUUAGGGUGCCGAGAAUGGGCUGCAUACAACCGUUUAUGGGGAGUGUCUUUUAGUUUGGUACGCUGGAACAUAUUAGGGAAAAUUCCCAUCAGGUUUUAUUGUUUUGUUGCUGUUUUUGCAUAUAUGUAUGCUAUAUGGUAUCUUCUUUGUUUUGAAGCGAAAACCGCAAAAAGCACCAGCACACAUAUAGGUUUUAACGCCCGAUGUUUCGUGCUGUUCUUGAGAAGUACCUUCCUAUACUCCAUCAUAUUUGUCUGAUCUGAAGAUACGUUAUUUUCACGCGUCUGGGAAACCGGAACUGAUUGAAUUAUUUGUGGUAUUGGUUGCUGGUCCAGGAUUAGGGUUGAGUACCCCCGCGUUAAAUGAAUCGAAUAAGCCGAAUUGGAUCUUAACGAAUCUGGCUGGCGAAUUGCGUUGGUUUUUUUCCGUUAUGGCCUGUGCUUUCUUGUGUUCCACUUGCAUUAUAAACUGGCGUUGAGCCUAUUUUCAGGCUUAAUCUCCUUCUCACAUCACAGCAACGCAAAUACAUCCCAUAUGAUCCUGUUGUUCCCUGCCACAGUUGUGUCUCCACUAAAGCUUGUUGAAGAAUCAGACAAGCAUUAGAUUGCACACUGCUGUUGCUAUGAAUUAUAAAGAAGGCAGUAUUUUCUUGGUGUAGUGACUGAAGAAGGAAGGCUUCACUGUAGGUGAGGUUACUGAUUACUUUGGUCAGUCCCAUUAUUCCACUCACCCCAUGUGUAUCUAAGCCUGUCGUCUCCUGUCACUGGUUGCUCAUGUCAGGAUAACAAGACUACUAUAAGCUGCUUGGAUAUUUUUACACUUUUCCUUUUACAGUAGUUGGCCAUUUUUCACUCCUUAGUCACAUGUUUAGGAAGACUUUAUGAUAUUACCUGGGCUGUGUGGCUGUCAACAGCCUUUGUUCAGAAGACCUGGGUCAGUAACAAAACCUUCAAUCCAAUUCACUCCUCAUUUCACUUCAGUGGGUUUCUCCUAUGUCUGGAAAUCACCAAAGCGGCUCAUUUCUGCCAAGGAGGAUGUGGAUUUGUGGAUGUGGAAUCAAAAAACCAUUUGCUGCCCUUAGAUACAGCAUAGGGGCAAUCAAUACAGAUUAACAGAUGAAUGGGAAGCUAAGUACAAAAAAGGAUUGAAUACCUUUUCCAUUCUCAUCCAUUACUGUGGAGACCUACUCCAAAGUGCUAUGUCACAUGAUGUCAGUCAUUUUAAAUCUGGAUCAGUAGCUUAAAUGAGGCAUGAUUGAAAGCAGAUUGAUUGGAUCUUAGCAGAAGUCCCAUGGGCUAAUUUGACUUCCAGCACUCCUCCCCCACCCUUUGCCCUUUAAGGCUUUGAUGGAGGGAGCAGGAAGACUACCUGGCAUGAUCCAUCCCACUGGGCAUAGCUUGGCUAUCAAAUAGAGAGGCAGCUGCUCUACCCUCCAGGUUUCCCAGCGUGGCAACAUGAAAAUUAGCGAAACUCCAGGGUCAUGUCUAGGAGAAAAGAGGAAGGCUGCAGAUCUUUCCUUGGAUUUUGAGAAAACACACUGAUGCAUCUCUCAAAUGCACUUGGAGAGACCUAGCUUUGGCCCGUGAGCUUCUCUUCUUUCGUUGGCAUUUGGUUGAGGGAAGCUCUUGCUACUCACACAUUGCCAUAAUGGGGUUAUUAAAUGGUGUAUGAAUCAGCUUAUUAACACUCAAUUAAACAUCCCUAACAACAUUGGAACAAGUACGUGGUAGUAGGAUAGGCUGGAUAAUUCCACUCCUUUUCUGAUUAGUGUUCUGUGUGAUGACAGAAUUGUCUUUAAUUUAUUCCAUAGCUUUCCAGCAGCCUUCUGAAAAUCUUUGGCGCUGUGUCAGACAGUGGUCUGUUUUCGUAUGGCAUUCAUCUUGAUUUUUUUAGAUAUUUCUCACCUAUGAUUCACUGAACUCUAGGGGGAAAGCUCCAGGAACAAAUCCAAUAGUUCCUUCACGAUUCCCACUUUUAUAUAACAUCCCUUGUGUACCCAUUUUAAUAAAUAUUCAGUUUACUUUAGUUUAUGUAGCCCCCUUCAAGAUGGUACGUUGGUGCAAUGCCUUGCACUGUUGCCGCACAGCUCUGGAGAGCAGGGUCCCCACCCCGAGUUUGCAUGUUCUCCCUGUGUUGUCUUGGGGUUUCCUCUGGGUUCCCCGGUUUCCCCCCACAGUCCUAAAUCAUGCUAAGGUGAAUAGGAGUUACCAAAUCGCCCACAGGUAUGAAUGGAGUGUGUGCCCUGCGAUGGGCUGGCACCCCAUUACGGGAUAUUUUCUGCCUUGCACCUGUAGCUUCCAGGAUAGACUCUGGACUCUUGAAAACCUCCAAAGGACAAGCGAGUAUGGCCAAUGGAUGGAUAAUGCCUUUCACAACACUGUUGCCCCAAGACACUUGACAAGAGUGUGUGGCAAUACAUUUGUACAAAACAUUAUGUCCUUAGGUUCUGAUUCCUCUUCUUGUCUUAUAAGUUUUGACUGUUUCAGGUUGGUAGAGUUGGCCUUCUCUCCCAUGGAAGGCUAUAUGAUUUCAAUGCGCCCAAAUCGUGGGUCGCUGUCUCCUCAGCCACCGGAGCACCACUACCGACGGUCAACUGGAACAGUCAACACAAGAGACACCUAUGCAAACUCCACACUCAGCAGUAGCAGCAAUUCCUGCAAGGGCAGUGAUGCCAGCCCUACAUCUGGCCCAUACCCAAGCACACCCAGGCGUCACGUGAAGUACAACUCAUCCUGUAGUGACAACCACGGCAUCCACCCACCCGCCCCAGAGCAGUACCUCACUCCCCUGCAGCAAAAGGAAGUCUGCAUCCGACACCUGCGGGCGCGGCUCCGGGAGAACGUGGAAAAGCUCCAGGACAGAGAUGCCGAAGUGGAGGAGCUCCGGGUACAGUUGUGGCGGAUGCAGGAGGACUGGGUGGAGGAGGAGUGCCACCGCGUGGAGGUGCAGCUGGCGCUGAAGGAGGCGCGCAGGGAGAUCCAACAGCUGCAGCGGGUUGUGGAGGCGGUGCGCUCCCAGCUGGGCGUGCCGGCGGGUGCAGACGAGGGUGUGGCCAUGGGGGAGGGCACGGGAACAGCCGUGCAUCGCGGCUUCCGAGACAUCAGCGCCCAGAACCGCAAGCUGGAGUCACUGCUGCUCGGCAUGGAGCUGAGCCAAGAGGCACGUUCCCACGGCAGCUCACCGGCCCGCUCACUCACCCGCAGCUCCACCUACACCAAGCUGAGCUGCGAGGCACUGCCAGACCGAGAUGGCCUGUCGGGCGAGGAGACCCUGGAUAGCGGCUUCGUGGGCGAGGGCAGCCGGGCGGACUUGGAAACCCUCCUGGCUGAGGCAGACCCCGAAUCGCCUCUGCAGCCGCUGCCUCCGAUCCCGCUGUGUGAGCAGGCCGUGCAGACGGAUACCAUGCUGCAGACCCCCAGCCCCGUCAGCGAGGGUGACCACAUGGCUGACAUCGCCGGCUCGCCGGCACCCGCCGCCAUCUCCUGCACCAUGCAGCUUCCAUCCCCUGAGAGCGCCAUCAAGCUGCAGCUGGAAACACAGCAGCGCGAAAGUGAGCCACGUCCGCAGGAGGUCACGACUGUGAAGGUAGUGGAGGAUGAAGAGGAGGAGGAUGAGGAGGAAGCCAUGGGGGCGGCAAGACGUCCCCCGAAUAGCUACUGGGGCCGGCACUUCUUGGUGGACCUGUUGGCGGUGGGCAUUCCCAUAGUGCCAGCUGUGGCUUGGCUGUGCCGCGGCCCCCGCAGAGUGGGACAUCCCGUCUGCAACAUUGGCUCGCUGCUGCGGGGCUGCUGCGCCCUGGCCAUGCACUCACUGCGCCGGGUGGGGGGGGCUGGGGGCGGAGCUCGGGGCAGGGUAACACAGAUUUAAAGGGAAAGCAGCCCCCGUACAGUUUUCUGUGCAAAUUUGUGCCUCAUAAGAGUAAGACAUUAAAUGAAAGAAUCUGUUUGGUAUAUGUUUGGUAUAACCUAUAUGUGAGGUAUAUUUUUAGGGUUUAUUUGAGUUUAUCUGAAGCUGCCCCAUGAACUCUUGACCCAUUAAACAUUAAAUGUUUUCUCAUCUCACCAUGACUGGUAGUUUUUAACCAUCCCUCAUUUCCAGUUGAACAGUAAUUAUGUAAUUAGCACACUGGUAACCCAUGUCCCUAGACUCUGAAUAGUCUAUCCUGUAGACAAAAGGCACAGUGCAGUCUGCAGCUGCAUUUGCAUAAUUGGGUGGGAUGAUAACGGACUCAUUGCAUCUCUGUCGCCCAGCAGCGCAUCACUGCAUGGUUCAACAACACCUUUUAGCACAAGCGCCACGGCGUGUCACGAAUUGCCAUUUGUGGUGUUUAAGGGCAUUGUCUAAUAAAAGAAAGUGUUGCUUUUCAGUGCC
Messenger RNA from Paramormyrops kingsleyae, 4712 nucleotides. Lineage: Eukaryota; Metazoa; Chordata; Actinopteri; Osteoglossiformes; Mormyridae. The record is from RefSeq and is a predicted model, not a curated record.